Messenger RNA from Phragmites australis (common reed), 1124 nucleotides. RefSeq names its product RNA exonuclease 4-like. Lineage: Eukaryota; Viridiplantae; Streptophyta; Magnoliopsida; Poales; Poaceae. Gene Ontology annotation, biological process: rRNA processing. Gene Ontology annotation, molecular function: nucleic acid binding; 3'-5' exonuclease activity. Gene Ontology annotation, cellular component: nucleus. The transcript is spliced from 2 exons. The coding region runs from base 1 to 1047 and encodes 348 amino acids. The record is from RefSeq and is a predicted model, not a curated record.
AUGGCUGCUUCUUCAGAUGCUCAUGGGCGUCAUAAGUGCGCGGCAUGCUUCCGGCAGUUCAACAGGAUGGAGCACCUGGUGGAGCACAUGCGGUCGGCGCGGCACUCGGCGCACGACCCCCGCUGCGCCGUCUGCGGCAAGCACUGUCGCUCCUUCGAGGCGCUCAGGGACCACCUCGGCGUCGGUGCCUCGUCGCUGCCCAAGGCCUUCCACUGCGCCACCGCCUUCGCCGCGCAAGGCUGCACGCUGUGCAUUGGCGUCUUCCCCACCGCCGCCGAGCUCAGAGCCCACCGCACCCGUUGCCAGUUCUCGCGCACUUCGACGAUUCACAUGUCCAGACUGCACAUCAGCACGCGGCACCACCAACCACCGCCGCAAGGAGGAGGCGCGCUCGCGCUGGGCUGCAAGAUGGUCGGCGCCGGGAGCGACGGUACCCUGGACGUGUGCGCGCGGGUAUGCGUUGUGGACGAGCGGGAGAACGUCCUGUUCGAGACCUUCGUCAAGCCCCUCAUCCCGGUGACGCACUACCGGUACGAGAUGACGGGGAUCCUGCCGGAGCACCUCCGCGACGGCAUGACGGUGAAGCAGGCGCAGCGGCGGGUGCAAGACCUUCUGCUCAACGGCGAACAACCGUGGAAGGUACGGACCAGCCGCGGCAGGGCCAGGGUGCUGGUCGGCCACGGCCUGGACCACGACCUCGAUGCGCUCGGCAUGGACUACCCGGCCUUCCUCAAGCGGGACACCGCCACGUACCCGCCGCUGAUGAAGACGAGCAAGCUCAGCAACUCGCUCAGGUUCCUCACGCAGACGUACCUCGGCUACGACAUCCAGACGGGGCACCAAGACCCCUACGAGGGCAGCUGCGUCGCGGCCAUGCGCCUUUACCGCAGGAUGCGCGCGCAGCCGCACCCCAAGGACGACGCCGACGCCGCCGGCGCGGACCAGGCGUUCCCGGCGUGGAGGCAGCGGGAGCUGGAGCGCAUGACUCCCGAGGAGCUCCUCCAGAUCUCCACGCCGGACUACUACUGCUGGUGCCUCGACGACUAAGCUGGCUAGCUCCAACAGAACCAGAGCGCAUCAUGCCGUGUCGCAUGAGUGCACGACGGCAUGGAUAUAGGAUUCUG